Penicillium paradoxum is the source of this 978-nucleotide messenger RNA. Its product is annotated as putative extracellular SCP domain protein Pry1. The record is from RefSeq and is a predicted model, not a curated record. The transcript is spliced from 2 exons. NCBI's taxonomy places the organism in Eukaryota, Fungi, Ascomycota, Eurotiomycetes, Eurotiales, Aspergillaceae. Gene Ontology annotation, cellular component: extracellular region. Bases 1 to 978 code for a protein of 325 amino acids.
AUGAACAAGUCGAACACCUCAAAAAUGAGCCGAAACAUCCGCUUUAGCAUGACAAGAUGGCUGGCCAUCUUUCUACUCAUCACUAUACAAAUCCUCAGCGCAAGGGCUGCAGAAGAAACUGUUUGGGUCACGGUGAAAGUGCCGGCGCCAACACCCACAGUCCCCUUAUCACCAUCCUAUACCUCCCUGCACCAGUUCAAGGAUGACAUGAUGAAAGUCACCAAUGAAUACCGCGCAAACCACCACGCCGAGUCUCUCAAAUGGAACGAUACACUGGCUGAGUACUCGCGCAAAUGGGCAGAAGCCUGUAUCUGGAAACACUCAAAAAGUAGCUAUGGCGAGAACCUUGCAUAUGGAUUUGCGAAUGCUUCUGCCGCUGUGAUGGCCUGGGGUGAUGAAGGUGAUAUGUACGACUACGAAUUGCCGACUGGGUUCACUGAAGAGACGGGACAUUUCACUCAGCUGGUCUGGAAGGCGACUACCCAGGUUGGAUGUGCUGCUGUCAACUGUGGAUACUCAAAAGAUGAGUCAAAAGACGACAAGAAUAAACGAGACAAUGUGGAUGGGACUCGAGGAGAUCCUCUGGGAGGAAAGUUGAUGCCGCCUCGCUUGACAAAGGAUAACGAGGACGAAGGAAGUAACGACUUCCAAGGCAUGAAAAGAGACGAACCGCGGGCUCAGGGGUGGUAUGUCGUUUGCGAGUAUACACCUCCAGGGAACGUUGUGGGCCAACAUGAUUCCUAUUUCAAGAAGAAUGUAGUGCCAAAGAACGCUGUCUCCGAUGGGGCCGGGUCUUCGUCUUCGUCCACAACUUCUUCGCAGCCUUCUACCACAUCAUCGAAUAGCGCAACAUCCACUACCAGGGGCAGUCAGAGUGAGCCUACGGGAGGAGCUAUGAGGUUUGAGCUGGCCUCAACAUUGGGGAUGAUGAUGGUAGCAUUGGGAACUGUGGGCGUGGGAAUGGGGCUUUACGCUUGA